Molecule: messenger RNA, 6253 nt
Organism: Amoebophrya sp. A120
Lineage: Eukaryota; Dinophyceae; Syndiniales; Amoebophryaceae
Source: the annotation of a GenBank genome assembly
CCGAACGAACGCGGCAACCACGAUUCACACGUUCGGCUUCGAGCCCAUCACCGUGAUGGAAAAGGAAACGGAUCUGGAAUGGCCCUGCGACGAGUGGCUGCUGAGCCCGGACACCUUGGAACUCAUCUACAAAUACCGCGCCGGGCUGCCUUUGCUUCUGGACCGGGAUGUAAAAAAGUUGAAGAAGCAGGUGGCGAUGGAACAGGAGGAGAAGCGGAGAAACACGACUCGGAUUAAAGCUGCCGAGGUGGGUAUCGCAAGAAAAAACUGUUUCACUGUGAACUUGUGAUGCAGAAAAAUGGAACACAGAACUAUUUGUCUUGCUAGACCUGCAAGACAUUGGAUUUUCAAGCGUGUUUUCCCUUGGGCAGCGCGCAUGACAAAUUUUCAGUGUCAUGUGUAACAAACUUGUGAUGCAGAUCUUGCAAAAUCAUCACAGUGAAACAGUUUUUUCGUGGGAUAGUGGGAGUCGAAGUCGAAGGAGAGAUGAACAAAGGAGCAAAGCAAUCCCAAUCACUGCAAGGAGAAUCAGCACGAGCAGGGGCACCAAAACAAGUACUAUCGGCAGGAGUCCUCGUUGAUGAACCAGUGCAAGAACAGGCAGCAGGAGUAGAACUGCAAGAUCAAGACAACGAGGAUCCGAGUAUGAUUAGAAUCAAGGAAGAACCAGUUUCCUCCGACGAGGAAUGCGAGAAGGUGGCGGUGGAACAGAAAGUGAAGGAUUUCCUCACCCAGCAGCACGAACAGACGUUCCAACAGCGUCUUGCGGCCAAUUACUUCGGGUUCGAGACCCCGAAGAACUUGACAAAUGGUAGGAGUAAAGAGCAGAAUAAAGCAACUUUCCACGACAUUAAUGCACGAGGAGGUGGACCUCGACCUGGUGAUUUUCAAGAGAACGGUCAGAACGGAAUCGAGGGAGCAGCAGGAGAGGAACACGCAGGCAUUCCCACCGUCAACCACGCAGAAGAAGCGAAAAAAAAGUUCACGAAAGCACAGCUGUUUCUCGUGAAUCAAAUCGACCGGUCGGAGCAUUUUUGCUACACCCCGAUUCUCCAUGCCAUCGAGGAGAACAACGACGCCGCGGUGCAGUGGCUGCUGCAGCACGGCGCAAUUUUACCCGCAGGCUUGCCGCAGGCGAGUGAGCGGAAUGCUUUUGAGAUCAAGUUUCUGAUGGAGCACGGGAUCGACCGAGACGCGAUGUACACGAACCUGUGGCCGGAGGACGGCGCCACCCGGGAGGACGGAGACAGCGAGUUUUAUGAUGAUUUCGACGAUGACUUUUCAGACGGUACAAGUUCGGACGAUGAGGAUCAGGAUGAUAACGAUCAUGCGCCAGAUGAUAACAACUCCGGCGGAGCCGGAGCUGGUCCUGGUGGUCCUCCUUCUGGUGCUGGGGACGAAGAUAAAGGGAACAACCACGGACCAGAGCCAGACAACAGCGAGGGGAAGGAUCAACGACAGCAUCCAGACAGCGAUAAAAAAGGCGGAAAUGACAAAUCUAACCCGGGCGGGGAUGAAAACGAGGACGAGGGCGAUCGAGGUGGCAAGGACAGGGAUGAUGGGUGUGGAAGUAGAAAAAGCAGCGAAAAAGAUGAGAACAUGAACAGUGGUGAGGAGCGGGAGCAGAAGAGAAGAAAAGCCGGUGACGCUGCAGAGCAAAGACGGGCCGCGGCGGCCUUGAUGGAACACAAGAACGAGGGGGACGAGCAGGAUAAAAUUAGUAGUGAUGUCGAGAAGAACAAGAAGAUGGCUCUGAAAAUGAACAUCGACAAUGUUGAGGACACGCUGACGCUUCAGGAAGACCUUUCCGAUGAAGACAGCAGCGACUUUUCAUCUCAUGAGAGCAGCAGCUCGGUCAGCAGCGACUCUUCGUCGUGUUCGUCCGAGGAAGACAGCAGCUCGGUCAGCAGUUACUUUUCAUCCGACGAAGAUGCCGAUGAAAACCUCGCAAAGGACCACGUUGAGAAAGAGGAGACUUGUGAAAAACGGGUCACAGAACUACCACAGAUAAUAAUUCCUGACAGCAAAAACCGACCUGCCCGGAUGGACAACUACAUUGAGCGGCCCCCUCGAUUUUUAGGACAACUUCAAGGAGCCGCGUUAAAUGCAAAAACAACUUCUGCGAUAAGAUUUGAAGAGGACCGCGACGCUGCUUUUGCGCUACCUGGAGCUACAGCUGCCGCGCCGUGGUCGUCCGAUUCGUCGUCGGAUGAUAGCGAUUCGGAUCUUGACUCAACCACGAACGACGAUGUUGAUGACUCUGCUUGUCGUUUCAAUCGGUCAACAUUGCGACCGGAGGUAGCUGAAGCGCGAAGUCAUUUCGAACAAUUCAAGAAGAGAAACGAUCUGUGGCAUCAAGGUGAGCAACCGAAAGAGCAGAACAUCAAGGCUAGCCACGCGAUGAAAAACAGUUCUGCCUUAGACCCCAGCGGCCUGACAGGACUCGACAAGGACAGUGAUCCUCCAAUCCCAGUGCCGAUUUUGUCUUCUUGCACGACAACUCUGGUGUCGCAGCAACAAGAUCCCGUUGGUAUCUCCGUCCCCAAAGUUGUAGCGACACCUGUACACGAACACGAAUUCGAAUGUGUAGCUCGACAUGAAGAACCGAAGCUACAGCCGGACCAGCCUGCAACCUGCCCGUGGAUGAGCAAAACUUUCACGAGCUUCCAGCCGCCAUUGAGAAUAGGCUUAGAAAAAGAAUUGCUGCCAACAUGUGUCAAGCCCCGAUGCCGCGACGGCCAGGAGGAUUUGGAGCCUCUCGAUAUCGCGAACGUGCCCACCUGCGCCGCCGCGAGCGAUCUGAAUUUGGCGAACUACGAACUCGCUGCUUUGGAAAGCGAAAGUAGCCCAGAGGAGGACGACACCGACAGUAAUUAUUCGGAGGAGGGUCUUCAGGGUCGCCGGCCAAGCAUUGAUGCGACAAAGGACCACGACAUCAGUGUGUCGCCUUGCAAAGGUGAAGAUGAUCCUGGGAUUGAGAGUAGGAGCACUACGGCGGACGAGAGUCCGCCUGCGGACGAUGGCGAGGAAGAUUUAUUUCUCGUCGGAGAGUCGGAGUCCUCCUCUGAAAGGGAAAGACCCUUUGUUGGCGUAGAAGAUGUGAAGAAGUUCACGGUCAUGGAGGAUGUUUUGUCCGCGGUGGACCAUCAACCAACUAUGCAAUCCACAGGCGAACAAGAGGAAGACUGCAACAAGACUUUAUUCGACGAUAUUGUGGAAGACUGCAAGAUGAACACGACUGUGCAUGUACUCGACGACCAGUGUAAUAGCCACCUUGAUGUGCAUCUUCUUCUUCAACCGGAGCAGCAGUCCGUCGUCGCGAAAGAGUACGAGCUAAGGCAACUUGAUCAUGUUACCCCCGACGCGUUGAGCCCAGAAGAACCGGAGCUCAAGCAGAUUCGCGAUCAAGAACCGCAGCAAGAAAAAGAGCAGAAAAUAUUAAAUGCCGCGGCCCUGCUACAGGAACAGGAGCCUUCUGAGCAGGAACCUUCUGAACAGGAGCCUUCUGAACAGGAACCUCCUGUGAUCAUCGAGCCCAGGCCUCUUCUCCCUUUCCCACACACCGCGUUCCAGCCACAAGUUCUGGAGGACACCAGCUUUUUAGAAGCGAAUUAUCAACACCAAGAGGACCUUCACAACUCUACGUCGCUGCAGGGUAAAAAUCAACAAACUAACAACAAUACUGCCAACAACAACUCUGCUGCACAAGAACCGUCACCGUCCGGCCAAGUGGAGGACAAUCAAAACCCAAGUUCAUCCCCGCCGCACGACGGCGAUCCGAUGUUGGAAGACGAAGCUAGUCCGCAGAAGGACCCGACCAAGCAUCGACCGGUGGAGCACCGGUUGUGGGAAACGCGGUUGGUGCACCAGCACGGCUCCAUCGCUGACGCGCCGAGCCACAAGAGGUGGCUGAUAGAAUUUUUUGAUCCGAAGGAGCCAGAGGUCACCAUCCCAUACGGUAGUAUCGAGUACGACGCUUUUUUGAGUUAUGCGUUCAAAUACGCGGGACUGCAGAUGGGCUGGCCGGAAACAGCGGAAUACAGUAAGGAAAUUAUGGAGGAGGAGAACAUGCGCGGGCACAUGCAAGGGCAUCGGUGGGCGAGCAAGGAGGAUGAGGAAGACCAGGACAAGAGCCAUGGGGUUUUGUUGGCUGAGUAUAAUACAACGCGGAAUGACCCCCGCGGUAGGGAUAGGGAAGCAAGGCGUCAAGUGGCGGAAGGAAGGAGCAGGGAGCUGAUGAUUGACAUCGAAGGGAACAGCAGUAAUCGUCUUGGGGACGUCCUCGAGGGAAGCAUCAAUGAUAGUGCAGCUGGUCAGAUGCUGCCGCCGCCGAGCACUACGACCUACACGACGAACGAUAUCAACUUUCCGCCCGACAAGAUGCUGGCGGAAGCAAACGAUGACCCGCUGGGACCACCUUCAGGGAGAGUCGGAGUUCAUGCAGUUGGAAGGAGUAUCGACGAAAACCAAAACACACAAGCUAUUUCGAUGCAGUUGCCGCUUGAACCGGCUGCAGGAGCUACCUUGGGGGCAGAAGCAGUACAUCUACGUGUAGGAGGUACCCACGACAACGCGGACAACGUAGAAGAAGAGCAGGAGGGGGCACUAGAUCAGGAGCGCGCAGACGAUUCUGCGGGCGCUGGGAGUGGAGACCACGACCAAACCAAUGCAGUGGAAUCGUCGGGAGGUCGUGAAGGGGUCGAGAGAAUAAACAGCAGCGCUGGAGGAGAUUUUGCGCCUGCUGCGGCGCAAGAUGAAGUUGAAGAGGGAGGAAUUUCUGCACUUGUUCCCGCGGAUUUUGAUAUUAGUAAUUCUCGUACCAGUCAGCUGCAGCAGAACAACCUUUCUACGACGGCACCAGAUGAACAAGCACAUCAGUCGUCAGUGCUAGCGAAGCCUCAGGAGGCGGGUAUCGUCGAACAGCGUGGUCCUGGCACAAAUCAAAAUAGUACGACUGAAAAUAUUAACGAAGGCAACGAGAAAAAAGUUGUUAAAACUGAUGACAAAGAGAGAACCGCUACCGCACAAGGGGAACAACAAGAAGACGGAAAGAGCUCUUGCUUUCCGCCCUCUCCCGCAAACUCGUUGGAGGUGAACGAUUCUCCGAUGGUGAUUAAGUCACCAGACUUGAUGAAGAAUCUACUUCCGCACAACAAUAACAAAAGGAGGAGCACUGCAGCAGCUGCUGGGCGGAAGAACAAAAACGAGAAAGAGGAGAAUCAGCAACAAGGCAGUAGUAGUUUUUCUACCAAGGAGCCGCUGCAUCUGAAGCAACAAAAGGAGGCUCACGAUAGUACGAUGAAUACAGCCGGAGAUCACAAAGUUAAAGGUGUAGAAGUACAAAACGAAGAUGGAGAAGGACAACACACGAACAAAGCAAAGAGUUGCAAGAAGCCAAAAAUGAACAACAAAAAACCGCCUGCCCUUCUUGAGGAACAUGAAAAAGAAGUUUUGAGUGGUGAAAAUCGAGAUCGAAGCACAAAGAAGAUUGAGAAACGGAAGAGCCGUGCACGUGCUGGCGAAGAUGCCGGCUUCAUGUUGAACAAAUCGUCGAAGCAGAAUAACGCAGGACCAUCAUCCUCAGCACGGAUCGUUAAACGAGGACAAGAAGAACCUGCAGACGAUGGCACGAAAAUAACUGGGGAACAGCAAACAGCAGAAGACGAUCAACAGGCUAUUUUUCAAGGUGCUGGCAGCAGCUCUGUGAAAGGCAAGAAUGCACCAGCGCAGAGCAGCAGCACUGCUGCAGGAGGAGCGAGCGCGCCGAAGGCUGCUGCAGGUAAAUAUGAAACUUUUCUUUGAAAAAAAACAUGAAUUAAUGGCGUUGAGUGUCUUUUAUCGGGUUGUAGAUUUGGAUUUGGCUGUUUUGUUUAUUUUGAAAUUCAUGCGUUUUUUUUGUUCUUACAAGGAGAAAUGCUUAUUUGACCGGGGCUGAACUAAAUUUGUACUAAAAUCAGGCUCCACUGCAAAGCGGCGACGAAAAGCGUAAAAGUGUGCUUAGGUUGUGGUAAGCGUAAGCAUUCCACCUACCGAUGGCGACGAAAAUCAUCACUCGGGAUUGGGUUAGUACUGGGGAGAGGGACGACUGUUAUUCGAGAUGGGGAAGUUGUGGAGGAUUCUUUUUGACGACAUGCAAAUGAAGUACAACAACAUCAUGACAUCGACAUUCAUAAAAAAACAUGACAAGACAAGCGAACGACACAGAGACUUUCUGAUAUCCAUCUUCAUAUAGAAAAGUACAACUCAGUGCUGG